Molecule: messenger RNA, 1485 nt
Organism: Cotesia glomerata
Lineage: Eukaryota; Metazoa; Arthropoda; Insecta; Hymenoptera; Braconidae
Exons: 1
Coding region: 1-1485 (494 amino acids)
Molecular function (GO): nucleic acid binding
Source: RefSeq, a predicted model, not a curated record
AUGGUACUUCAAGAAAAUGCAAAGAAUAUACAACUACAUGGUUUUUGCGAUGCAAGUGAAAAGGCUUAUGGAGCUUGUAUAUACUUAAGAUCGACUGAUAUAAAUGGAAAGGUAAAAAUAGCUCUGCUCUGUGCAAAAUCAAGAGUUGCACCUAUCAAAACUAUACAAACUAUUCCGAAAUUAGAGUUAUGUGCAGCCUUAUUAUUAGUCGAUUUAUUUUCAAAAAUUGAAUCAUCUAUCGACAUUCCAAUACAAGAGACAAUAUUUUGGACGGAUUUCAUGAUAACGCUUUAUUGGAUUCGUAAAUCUCCUCAUCUACUUAAAACAUUCGUCGCGAAUCGAGUAUCAGACAUUCAAUCAAAAACUCAUCCAGAAAUAUGGAGACAUGUACGCACGCACGACAAUCCAGCUGAUCUAUUAUCUCGGGGUAUAUCACCCGAAACUCUUGUCAAAAAAACUAUUUGGAAAAAAGGACCCAAAUGGUUAGAAGAGAGAGAGGACAAAUGGCCUGAGCAACCGUCAGCCUUAGCUAUUGAAGCAAUUGAUAUACCUGAAGUGAGAAAACUUACCUGCCUAAUGACCAACACUAUAGGAAACGACAUCCUCGAACGAUUUUCGUCUUACUACAAAUUACAACGCAUUAUCGCAUUAUGCUUACGUUUUAAAACACAAAAUAAAAAUAAAAAUACAAUUACCAUUGCAGAGUUGAGAAAUGCUUCAAUCUCAAUUAUCAAAUCAGUACAACAUCAAGCUUUUUACAAGGAAAUCACAAGUAUUCAAAACAAAUUACCAUUAUCUGCUAAGAGUAAUAUUUUGUGUCUACAACCAGUUUUAGAUGAUAAUCGGAUUCUCCGAGUUGGGGGUAGAAUCCAGCAUUCAAGUUUAUCGUAUAAUCAAAAACAUCCGAUUUUAUUACCAAAAUCACAUAAAAUAACGGAUUUAAUAAUUCAACGUGAACAUAUAAAUGGGUUGCAUAGCGGUGUACAAUCAACUUUAAAUAAUCUUCACUUAAAUUAUUGGCCAAUAGAUGGUAAAAAUCAAACACGUAAAAUUAUACGUCAAUGUGUACGCUGCGCCAGGGUUAAUCCUGUACCGGUCAAUUAUAUUAUGGGAAAUUUACCUAAAGAAAGGAUCACAAUGAGCCGACCAUUCAUCAACACGGGUGUAGAUUAUUGCGGACCAUUUUUCAUAAAAGAAAAGAAAUUUCGCAAUAAAAACAAGAUUAAAAUUUGGAUAUCAAUAUUUGUCUGUCUUGCUACAAAGGCUGUGCAUAUUGAGAUUGUUACAGACCUCACAACGGAAGGUUUCAUCGGGGCUUUACGUAGAUUUGUCGCGAGAAGAGGAUAUUGUGCUUCCAUUCAUUCGGAUAAUGGCACAAAUUUCGUAGAAGCUAAUAAUGAGUUAAAAAAACUUUCAGAAUUAUUAAAAUCUGAGAAACAUAACGAUCAAGUUACCAAGUAUCUCGCUGCUAAAAAUGUCGAAUAG